GUGUUCCCACAACUACCAGACUUUCUGCUAAAUACACAUCGACUUGCUGUCGUGUUCACGAGCCUGCGACAGGCUCCGAUUUCGUGUUUUUGGAUCAGUAGCCGGAUUUUGGUGUGGAAACGUCGUCCGUCUGACGUCGAUUAGCGGUGACUGUAGUGCAAGUAGAGUAAUACGGACUACGGAUAUUCACGUGGAGCUAUUGUCGACGUCAAGCGAGUGUUAGAGGGCGGUUGUUUGUGUACUGUCGAUGGGAUGUGGUGCUAGCGUGCAUGUGAGCGAGAGCGAGAGCUGUCUGGUCGAACAGGGAGCUCACUGUGACGAAACAGAGAUCGCAUCCGCGAAAGGAGGCGAGUCGGCGAGCCUCUCCGGCGUCGUCGGGCAUCUCGAGCAGUUGGAGGAGACGUUGAAGGAGGCACUGAAGUCGAAGCGGCUGUCCAUGGAGGCCGAGACGCAAACCCAGCACUGGAGGCAGGGCGCCGCCGGCAAGUGCAGCAAGCCAAAGCGUGAAGUUGAAUUUGGACCCAUGAAGUUGACACAACCCGUGAUGCAGAUUUUGUUGGUUUUUCCUCGUGAGGACGCACAGAGCGAUGCGUUCUGGUGGGCUGCGGAACGGGGUGGCUACUCGUGUGAUGUUGUUGUGGGAGCCGCGCCUGCUUUCGAGUGCUUCGUUCAGAAACAUCACGAGGUUGUCAUAAUUGAUUUACGGAAUCAAGAAGCCUUGGAUGGUUUUGCGUUAUGCAAGCAGCUGAGAUCUGUUCGAGAGAGUCAGUAUGCAGUGAUUCUAGGCAUAUUGCCAGCUAGUUCCUCUACUUUAGAGGAAGAGUUUAUUGGUGAUCUGCUAUCAGUGGGCUUUAACAAAAGGCUUACUGAGAAUCAUGACGUUGGGCAUUGUUACAAUGAGCUGGUCAUGCUUGAACGUGGUGAAGUAUUGUUGUUCUUCAAACUUCUCUCAACUAGAGCGUUAUGGGAGGCUAUUGAGAGUUGCUUUGAUGGUAUUGAGAUAACUACACCAGAUGCAGAAUAUCAGUAUGUUAAUCAUGCCUUCGAGCAGAUGUCUGGUUACCAACAAAGUGAACUGCUCGGUAAAUUUCCGAGAGAAGUAGUGAAAAGUGAUCUAAACAAACCGGAAAUCUUUAAGAGCAUGAACGAAUCUGUGACAUCAGGACGGACGUGGCAUGGACGAACGUUUGGGGCACGAAAAAAUGGCGAAAGUUAUCCUCAAGAUGUUCGGAUUAUUCCUGUGUUUUCACCUUCAGGUAACAUUAUUCACCAUGUUGGGAUUAAGAGAGACAUUUCUCAACAAGUAGAGGCUCAUGAUAGCUUGAGACAAGUAGCUAAACGAAUAGCAGAAGUGCAGGAGGAGUUGCAGAGUCAGUCUGAGCCUUCUCUGUACCCAGGGAGGAAUGGAUUAGGCACUCCCAAACGAAGAAUGUCGCCAGCCGUGCUUCCAAGUCCUAGCCUUUCUCGUAUGCAUCGUGACUCUUUGUCUCAAGAGGCACCGAUUACAAAGGUGAUGAAUAUGCUGAACAGAGCUCAAGAACAGAGUCCUAAUGGCUUUUACCAGUCAUUGGAAAAAGUUAUGGAUUUGUUGAGAUCGACUGAACUUUACCUUCCUUGGCAGACAGGCAUGAUGAUUGAGGAUGAUCCAAGGACUCGUGACUUUGUUGGUGGUCUGAUGGGGCCAUCUGUACGGAAACUUCAAACUGCAUCAUUGGCUGAUCUACGAUCACAAGCUCCUGGUAGUCCUAAGUUGCCCAAGUUGCCUGAGUUAUCAGAAGCAUCUUCAGGUAUUCAUUCGGCAUUGAGAGGCUGUGAAUCAUGGGAGUUUAGGAUCCUCGAGUUGGAGCUAGUUUCCGAUCACAAGCCUUUGUAUUGGCUGGGUCAGCGUUUGUUUAGUCGUAUCAACUUGAGCAAGAUUCUCAAUAUUCCCGAAAACACACUUCGUCACUGGUUGCAACUCAUGGAGGGAAAUUAUCAUUCUAGCAAUACGUAUCACAACUCAACUCAUGCAGCUGACGUUCUUCAUGCCGCUUGUUACUUUCUGGAGCAGUCAAACGUGAAGGAAAUGUUGGAUUCGUUAGACGUCGCGGCUGUCCUUGUCGCUGCUGUCGUUCACGAUAUAAAUCACCCUGGAAAGACGAACUCGUUUUUAUGUAGUUCUGGCGAUGAUUUAGCUAUUCUAUAUAAUGACAUCUCUGUAUUGGAAUCACAUCAUGCAGCAUUUUCAUUUAAACUGACAACCACGACACCGGGCUGUAAUAUCUUCAAGGGUCUUUCACCGGAUGAUUACAGAAAAGUAAGACAGUCUGUUGUGGACAUGGUGCUUGCUACCGACAUGACGAAACACUUUGAGUAUCUCAAGAAGUUUGAGAAUCUAAUGAAGGUAAACUCUCUGGUGGACGGUGAGCAGCCUCAGAUUGUUGUGACCCAAGAUGCGAAGAUAGCUGCGAAGCGGAUUCUAAUCAAAACAGCCGACAUUGCUAAUCCAUGUCGACCACAAGAUAUGUGUAUAGAGUGGACCAAACGAAUAUCAGAAGAAUACUUCAAACAAACUGAGGAGGAGAAGAGACAAGGACUUCCUGUGAAUCUUCCUGUAUUUGAUAGGACUACCUGCAAUAUACCAAAGUCUCAGCUUCAGUUUAUUGAGUACUUUGUAUUGGACCUGUUUUCUGCUUGGGAUGUGUUUGCUGAUGUACCCGAAAUAAUGAGUCAUCUUCAAACAAACUACCAGCACUGGAAGGACGAAGCGGUUGCCGAAGAGGAACGAAGAAAUGUGGUUUUGAAUUAUCACAGUAAUUCAGUGUGCAGACCUUCACCAGACGAUUCUGCAAGAGGGACAGCAAGCACCACAAGUUUAGAUGAAGUUCAGUCAAGUUAGGACAUAUCCAGUGUGGCAGUGGUAUGCCGGUUGCUUUAGCAUGUACAUACAUAUACAUUAUCAAGUUCUUGUGCAUGUGCAAGCGUUUCUAUUUCACUAAUGUAGUACAGAAGUAUUAUAUUCGUCUAUAAAUUGGAAGAUUUUUUUGACGUGAUUGUUUUGUACAGUAUUUAGUGAUUUAGUGGCAAAGUUGUGUGUUGUCCUGUGUGCAAGUA
This is a messenger RNA of Corticium candelabrum, 3093 nucleotides long. RefSeq names its product high affinity cAMP-specific and IBMX-insensitive 3',5'-cyclic phosphodiesterase 8B-like. The record is from RefSeq and is a predicted model, not a curated record. NCBI's taxonomy places the organism in Eukaryota, Metazoa, Porifera, Homoscleromorpha, Homosclerophorida, Plakinidae. Gene Ontology annotation, molecular function: 3',5'-cyclic-nucleotide phosphodiesterase activity. Bases 248 to 2878 code for a protein of 876 amino acids. The transcript has 22 exons. Gene Ontology annotation, biological process: signal transduction.